UUGAACGUGCAGAGAAAAAAGCAGUAUUUGAUCUUUUGGAGAAGUAAAAGACAAACGAAUCAAAAACGUCACUGAUACUUGUCCUUGCUAAUGGAACCUCUCUUUUUAUCUUUUUUUCUCCAACUAUGCUCUAUGAUUGUUGUUCUUGACGUAUACCGUUCUUGACUCAUCUCUUUCAUCAUUUUCCCAAUCGCAUAAUCUUUUUUCUUUUUCCUUUUUGUUUCUGCUUUGGGUGUUUUCCAGUUGUUAAUCGAACCCCAAAAUGACUCCAUAUUAGCUUUUAACCAAUUUCCAUAUAAGCUUACUCGCCAUAUUUUUAUAUAUAUAAAGUGAAAACUGUGUCUCUCCCUUUGUUUUCUCCGCGCCCUUUACGUUUUUGAUCUUGUUUUCAACGUCCGCGCUUCUUUGUCCCUGUUUGUACUACAAUAAUAACACUCUUUUUUCGAUACCCUUUGAUUCAUAAUUUUUUUUUUAAAAUUUGCAAUGGCUUCAACAACUAGCACGGUUCAGUCUUUGAUCACGAAUUCUCGGUUUUCUUCUCUAUACCUGUCCACAAACAAGGUCUUUUUGCCCAGUUGCCAGUUGCUCAAGUAUCGGUUUUCACCAUCUUCGAGAUCCUCAUGUCUGGCGUUUUCAUCUUUGGGGGACAAAAAGGAAGCUUGGGUUCCUAUGGGAAUGUUGUCAGCGAAGCCGUUGACAUUUACCGGUUGGAAUCAAAACAUGAGGCGGCGGUGCCAAGUUGAGUUCCCGGUAGCUUCUGCUGCUGCUGCAGAUGCUGAUGCUGAUGGCCUUGAAACUGAGAUUUCUGAAGGGCAUGCAAAGCCUUCAAAGAGCUUUGCCGAGAGAUUUCCUGCUCUAGUCACUGGUUUCUUCUUCUUUAUGUGGUACUUUUUAAAUGUAAUCUUCAACAUUCUCAACAAGAAGGUCUACAACUAUUUCCCAUAUCCAUAUUUUGUUUCAGUUAUACAUCUGGUAGUUGGAGUGGCUUACUGUCUGGUUUCUUGGUCUGUUGGCCUGCCAAAAAGAGCACCAAUAGAUAAGGAGCUCUUGAUUCUACUGACUCCAGUGGCUUUCUGCCAUGCCCUUGGACAUGUCAUGUCCAAUGUAUCAUUUGCAGCUGUUGCGGUGUCCUUCACUCACACUAUUAAAGCCUUGGAGCCAUUCUUCAAUGCUGCUGCUUCUCAGUUUGUUUUGGGCCAUCAGAUUCCACUUUCUCUUUGGCUUUCAUUAGCUCCAGUUGUUAUUGGAGUAUCAAUGGCUUCACUCACUGAACUUUCUUUCAAUUGGACCGGUUUCAUCAGUGCAAUGAUUUCAAACAUUGCAUUUACAUACAGAAGCAUAUACUCAAAGAAAGCAAUGACAGGGAUGGAUAGCACAAAUGUUUAUGCAUAUAUUUCUAUAAUUGCCCUCUUCUUCUGUCUCCCACCUGCAAUAUUUAUUGAGGGCCCUCAGCUGAUGCAAUAUGGUUUCAGAGAUGCUAUUGCCAAAGUUGGCUUAAUCAAGUUCUUGUCUGAUCUAUUUUGGAUUGGAAUGUUUUAUCACCUCUACAAUCAGCUGGCUACUAAUACCUUGGAAAGGGUUGCACCACUUACACAUGCAGUUGGGAACGUAUUGAAGCGAGUUUUUGUAAUUGGCUUCUCUAUCGUCGUUUUUGGCAAUAAAAUCUCCACCCAAACUGGGAUUGGAACUGCAAUAGCAAUUGCAGGAGUGGCCAUCUAUUCCCUCAUUAAAGCUAAUAUGGAAGAACAAAAAAGAAAGGCUGCUUUAAGUGCUGCAUCGUGAGAAGCUUGGAUGGUGGGUUUGGGAAAUGGGAAAGAAUAAGACCCCAAAUUUUCACAUGCAUUUAUCUUAACAAUAAUCACAUUUUAUGAUACCACCCACAUUGCAAAUUGUCUGUAAUAAUUUUAUUUUUUAUUUUUAAUAAAAAGAGAGAACUGAUUUUAAAUUUGAAAAA
This is a messenger RNA of Gossypium raimondii (Peruvian cotton), 1954 nucleotides long. RefSeq names its product triose phosphate/phosphate translocator, chloroplastic. The transcript has 12 exons. Gene Ontology annotation, cellular component: membrane; Golgi apparatus. The coding region runs from base 484 to 1782 and encodes 432 amino acids. NCBI's taxonomy places the organism in Eukaryota, Viridiplantae, Streptophyta, Magnoliopsida, Malvales, Malvaceae. The record is from RefSeq and is a predicted model, not a curated record. Gene Ontology annotation, biological process: transmembrane transport. Gene Ontology annotation, molecular function: antiporter activity.